GCCCAGGCUUAAUCCUCAAGGAAUUUUCCAGGGGGGUUCAGCUGUGGCGACGAGACGCCCCCAGGUGGCUCAAAAACUUGUGAGAACCGUCAGGGAGGGCCGCUAAUCGUCUACACUGGGCCUCUGCCGUCCGUAGCCAUUUUGGCUCAAGCUCGAGGGGUGAUGAGGGAUGCCGGCAGAGCAUGGCGCCCCCGACGCCCGGACGGGAAGAGCAUGGCACGCCGCGGCGCGGCUGGGCCUCCUGUCCUGCGGCCUCUUCGGCCCAAGGCCGACCGCGGUCGUGCCGCUCACGGCGCCUCCGCCAGACAGCCCCCUGUGGCAGCCCCUGGCGCCAGCGCGGCGCCGCGACGUGGCUGCGGCGGCGCACAUAGCGCCGUCCCCCCUCGACGCGUCCUCCGCCUCGUCUGGGCGGCGGCCGCAGGACGUGCCGCACGCAGGGGGCCCAGAUGGCCUCUCCGCCUGGGAGAAGAUAGUGACCGGCGCCCCGCCAGCAGGGCCCUUCAGCGGCUGGAGGGGCGCCCUGGAGGGCCAAGGCGGGAAGAGGAUCGGCGCGGCCCGGGCCGUGCAUUACGUUAUCGAUCCUGCUGACCCGCGCACCGGGAAGUUGGGCAGGAGGCUGCGGAGGAGGCUUGGACUCUCCGUCUGGAGGGACUUCGCGAUGGACCUGUUCAGAUCGAACGACUUGCAGCACUGGAGCAAGGGCACCUGGAAAAAACUCGAGCAGGAGGAGAAGCAUCUUGCUCGCGAGCUGGGCUGCAUCGAGGUCCUAAUGGGGCCCAUCUUGGAGGCGGAACCAGACGCUGACGCGGAUGGUUCGGCAGGCGGGGCUCGGCUCCGCGGCAAGCUGCUCGGGGGCUUCAAGGUAUAUUGCGUGCCGUCGGCGAUGGCGCUCGCGGGCGGUUUCAUCGACCGGCUCGGCGAGUGGUGGCCACUGCGCGAUGGCACCCUGAGGGUCUGGGAGCAGCUGGAGGAGAGCGGGGUGGAGUUGGCGGAGAUGGAGUCUGCCCCACUGACGAUGCAGACGCUUUUCUCGGAGACCCCAGGCCUGGAGGAUUACGACCCCGUCAGCUCUGCCGCAUUUGCCGAGCGCGUUUCGAAGAUCGUGGUCGCCUCGCCCCGCGUGGCACGUCGCGCAGGCAAGAAGCAGACGGAGCGGGAGGCGAAGCUGGCCAGGGAGGUGUUGCGGCAGAUGAGGAGUGACGACUUUACGCCCGAGGUGGUGGAGAAGGUCUACCGCGAGGUGGACCGACGGCUGCCUCGCUCUGGCCGACAUGGCUUGUUGCCUAAUCUCCACACGCGCAACGUGUACAACAUGGUCGCAGACGUUCGCGGUGGCGGAUAUUCGCACAGGCGAAGACCGAUAUCGAGCCUUACAUGCUGCGGAACGCCUCCGUCCCCAGGGAGUUGGUGCAGAAGUACGUGCGACUUCGCGAUGUGAACAAGGGCAUGGCCAUCAGAAGCACGAGCGCCCACAGGCGGGCCGAGAUCGCCUCGCGGAACCUGGAGAAGUACAACGACGCCCGCGGUCCGGGCACGUCCCUGGACAGGCUGAUUGCGAUGAAGGGCACGCUGGGUGCCGUGCUGGGGUCGUUCGCCACGCGAGGGCGUGACCUGCUGCUGUGGGGGAACAAGGCUGGGGACAAGAUCGACACGUGGCGUUGGCUGUCAGAGUCGGGCAGCCCAGUGAAGAGUCCGUGGCGGGUGAAGGACUCACAGGUGCGCGCCUUCAAGGACCGCGAGUUGCGCCGCCUCUUCGGUGGCGGCACGGGUGACCCAGAGUGAUCUGGAGCCACAUUCGGCUUGGGCCAGGUUGGCUGCAUUUAUCGUUUCACCCUGGGGGAGGGUUCAAAGAAUAAUAAUAAUAAUAAUAAUAAUAAUAAUAACACAUCGUACAC
Molecule: messenger RNA, 1895 nt
Organism: Prorocentrum cordatum
Lineage: Eukaryota; Dinophyceae; Prorocentrales; Prorocentraceae
Source: the annotation of a GenBank genome assembly